This is a messenger RNA of Lasiosphaeria miniovina, 1636 nucleotides long. RefSeq lists its product as uncharacterized. Bases 174 to 1439 code for a protein of 421 amino acids. The record is from RefSeq and is a predicted model, not a curated record. Gene Ontology annotation, molecular function: DNA-binding transcription factor activity, RNA polymerase II-specific; zinc ion binding. Gene Ontology annotation, biological process: regulation of DNA-templated transcription. The transcript is spliced from 3 exons. NCBI's taxonomy places the organism in Eukaryota, Fungi, Ascomycota, Sordariomycetes, Sordariales, Lasiosphaeriaceae.
GGUUAGUAGACCGCGCCGCGUGUGAAACAUAUAGCAGCCACACCUUGCCACUGCCUGCACAUCAUCACCUUGUUCCAACUCCUGACCCCCCUGGGCAAAAGACACAGCGUCCAGGUCAAGGUUUGAGAAAGAGGUAAAGAAUUCGGAGCGCAUAGUCUAAAGAGAAGAAGAAAAUGUCUCACCGACACUCGUGUGACCGCUGUCGGCAACAAAAGGUGCGAUGCCUUCAAGACGAAUCUCAAUCGCAAGGGGCAGGUCCAGGAAGCAAUCCCGCCGCCUCCCGCAACCGGUCGUCGCUCACUCGCUGCGAGCGCUGCACCAAAGCCGAUGUCGAUUGUGUCUACAGUCUCAAACAAAGGUCGACUCGCACCUCUUCUGGUGCCCAGCCCGCGACGCGAAGAGACGCAAAUCUCGAUCCUAGUAACGCCAAUACCGGGAUUAGCAGCACGUCAUGGUUCAAUCAAGGCCUGGCCAGCGUGUUUAGUCCGGCCGGCGGGCCGAUUGACCUGAUGGUUCCGUUCCCCGGCGUUGACGAUGCCAGCAGCAGUGCCGGUAGGGGGGGCCUCACCGGCUUCCAUGGCUGGGAAACAAUCCAACCAUUUUCUCCGAUUUCACCGCCGAGUACCAUGGCGGCACAAUCAGGCGCCGACGCGUUCGGGGGCGCCCACGACGUUCGCGCCAUUUCCGCUGGCCCAUCCACCCCCGAAGACGGCGGCGACGACGACGACGUUGCCGACGCCCUCUCUCUGCAGCUGACGGCAAUUAGCCAGAGGACCACGCGGUCAAUGCGCCGUCUUGGCCGCCCGGGCUGCGCGCCUCUGACAGUAUCGUCGCCCGAGGUGAACGAGGCCUUUGAAGACACAAACAAUCUAAUACGCAUCGUGAACAACAUCGCGGCCGCCUCUUCAGAUCGCGACGACUUACCAAUCGACCCGGCCACCACCGACUUUGGCCUGGUAUUCCUGGCCCUAGCCUCCCACCAGCACCUCAUGGCUCUGUUCAGGGCGAUCUGCGAGGCCAUAAACCGGUGCCUGGAAUCCAUGGCUUCUGAGAACGAGAACCAGCACCAACAGCAGCAGCAGCGAAGCCUACACCACGGCGAAGUAGGGCCCUCAUCUGUCGCCCAGUUCGUCAUGGUCCUCCAGCUGCUGAUGCACCUAAUCAAUCGCGUUGACCGGAGCCUCUUCCAAGUCAACAAAUCCCUGUGCUUCAGUUCAGAGUCGUCUAGCGGCGGCCAGAUGACCCCCGACACGCCCAGCAUGGGCAGCAUCCACAGCUCAACCAUACACGCCCUCCUGAUGGUAGGGGUCGGCUCGGCACCGCAGUGCCUUCCCACACUUGCGCAAGCAAUUGCGAGGGCAAUACCGGAUGGACACGAGAAGCUCAGGCAGGUGAUUCAGGAGCUGCAGACAAAGAUGGAGCACUCGGAGCUCCAAUAGCGGUUAGGAGGCGGAUGGGAGGAGACCGGGCGUCAUGUUGAUUGGGAUUUUGUUCUUUAUAUGUGUAUAGUCUUGCAGGGGUCUGGGUGUUUAUUCUCUAGUCGGCCGCAAAGACUAGACUGGUUCAAAGUCGCGGGAAUUGAAUUUGGAAUGAUUAGGAAGCCGGGGAAAUAGUAACCAGAAUCGUGAAGGGGAAG